AUGGCUAUGGCAGCGAUAUCCUCGUCAAUAAUGGAAGUGAUCGGGGGCAACCCGUUCGGUACGAUCAUCGGUCAGAAAGUAGAGCAAGCAACUGACCCUAGUCUUGCGUCGGAGAACUGGGGCAUGUUUAUGGAGAUUUGUGACUUGGUGAAUUCCUCAGAGGAUGGUCCCCGUGACGCUAUGCGUGCGAUUCGAAAACGGCUGCAGAGCUUUGUUGGGAGGAACUAUUCGUCCAUCAUUUAUGCACUCACGCUAUUGGAAACGUGCGUUAAAAACUGCGGACAUCGGUUUCAUGUUGUGGCUUGCUCCAGAGACAGCGUUCAAGACUUGGUGAAGAUCAUUGGCCCAAAGUACGACCCUCCGCAGGUGGUGCAAGAAAAGGUUCUUGGACUGAUUCAAGCCUGGGCUGAGGCAUUUCGAACGCAGCCGGAUUUGCAAGGCGUCGUGCAAAUGUAUAACGAUCUGCGCGCCAAGGGUGUUCAGUUCCCCCCAACGGACUUGGACAGUAUGGCUCCGAUCCGGACGCCGCCGCGGCUAGACAUUGUCGAGUGCAACGUGAAGGUGAUGCGGGAAAUGCUCGGCGACCUGGUGCCGGGAGAGGAGCAUCCCGAAGACGCAGAGCUGUUGCAAGACCUGUUCGUGACGGUCCGUGAGAUGCAGCAGCGGGUCGUGGCGCUCAUCAGUAACGUGAGCCACGACGACCUCGUCGCCGACCUCCUGCGCAUCAACGACGACCUCAACACCGUGUUCCUCGCCUACGGCAAGUACAAGCGAGCGAGGGCGAGCAAGUCGAAUAAUGAUGGCAACAACCACCACCAGCAGCAGCAGAAGAAGCAAGCGAUUGGCGGCGGCGAGUCCCUGAUUGAGUUUGACGAGCAGAAACUUGCGAGUGAUGUUGGAGCCCUGGGUGUUGGAGGGCAUGACGCGCCUUCGGAGACAGCGGGUGAUUCUGUGGAGGAUUCCGAGUUCGACAUGUUUGCCCAAUCGAGAUCGUCUUCGUCUAAAAACCGAGGGGCAUCGUACGAGGAUAAUAUCAACAUUGAAACGGCGCCGAGAAGUCUUGGCGAAACGGCGCAGACGCGGCUACUUCCUAGAGAUGAUCACCUUGCUUGGUUGGUUGGUUCUGAGCUCUGGCCUUGUGGGAUGAGCUUGAACUGGUGCUGGAGAUGCGUUACAUUGAUGCGUUAUAUUCUUUGUAUCUCUGACUCUGUAAUGAACAACGACGACGACGAGCAGCCGGGACACGAAGGGAUGACCAGCUCUGAAUUUGACGAGUUCCUCGCCGAACGGGCAUCUGCAGGCCCCGGCUCCACCGCCUCCGCUACCAACAGGACGAGGCUCGCUGCCGAUAAGCGCCACGAGGAGGACGGCAUGUUUGGCCUGUGA
Messenger RNA from Notodromas monacha, 1386 nucleotides. NCBI's taxonomy places the organism in Eukaryota, Metazoa, Arthropoda, Ostracoda, Podocopida, Cyprididae. The record is from the annotation of a GenBank genome assembly.